GGUAGUGUUAGGCCACGUGAGCUAGAAGUCCAAGUUAUUACUCAUAAGAAGCAACACAAUACGCCAUGGUUCGGAGGAAGCAGUGUUCCCAAGCGGCGAGUCCGGUCAGUCCGGCCAUGGUUUUGAAAAGCCUGGGUCAGUCCGGCUUAAAUUAUUAACGGCCGCCAAAGCCUACGGGUGCCCAGGAAAAGCCGCCAGAUGCCCAGGUAAACCCCGCAGGUAUCUGCGAACAUGCAGGAUUUUCACGGUUAAUCACUCGGGAUGUGGGAACGGAACAAGGAGCUUACAGCGCUACUACCGGUAGCAGAUUUCGCUUAAAACGAGUAAAUGUCCUCUACUUCAACAACGAUUGUCUUCAUAACCACACUACACGACCAUGAUCCUUCGGCUCAUUACUUAGCACAAUUAUCAUGGAAAUUAUUAUAUCUACUUCUAGCAUAUUAACCUUAACCGGAUACCAUCUCCAACCUCAUCACCAAAAUUUUAUCCCCCUUCCAACUAUGAUAUUAUUGAUAGUAUGCACGAUGUAGAGAGUAACACGAUAAAGAUAAUCUCCUACGGCAUAAAAGCUUUCAGUACGCGUAAAGUCAACGAAGUGCCAUGAGUGAUAGCGUGUUUUAACCCUGACCCUAUUACCCGGAAAGUUAUUUUUGGGUAUUAGGGUCAGGGCUGAAAUACCAAAAGCCUGCAGGUGACCCAGGCCAGGCCCAGCUUUAGUUUUAGAAAGCCGCUUGCGCACAGUCCGGCCCGGCCGUCCCUGAAAAAGCCUGGGUCAGUCCGGCCGUACCCAAAGCCAGACGGACUGGCCGCUUGGGAUCACUGGGAGGAAGUUUGUUGGGUCAAACACGGGGAAUUCGGAAGGUACCGCCACACGGAGGAUGAGUACGAUGAAAUUGAACUAAGCAUUGUGAGAAGAUUUGGCUUAUUGGGUGGGCCCGGG
Molecule: messenger RNA, 940 nt
Organism: Tuber aestivum (summer truffle)
Lineage: Eukaryota; Fungi; Ascomycota; Pezizomycetes; Pezizales; Tuberaceae
Source: the annotation of a GenBank genome assembly